CGCAGAGCGGGCGGUGGGCAGCCCCGAGGCGUGCUCGGUGCGGGAAGCCCGGCUGCUCCCCCGCACACUGCGGCGCCCGCCCUCCCGGCACGACCCCUCCCUCCUGCAUGUGCCGGCGGCUUCGGGAGGCCUCUCGGGCUCUGCUCCCAUUCAAAGACUGUGAGAGCUCGGAGAGCGGGAGAGCGUGGCCCUUGACCUCAUGGAGUAACGGUCGUUGAAGAAAAACAGCCAAAGCUAAAAGUAAUUUGCGGUGAUCUGUGCGGUAGUCAGGGGUGUUACGUAGGAAUUCCGCAGAGUUGUCACAACAAAUACUAGCCCUGCCAGCUCGGCUCUCCCUCGGUCUGCUGUUCAUUCCCAUUUCCUCAGCUUUCCCGUAUGACUUUUGAAUCUUUCCCUUUUGAAUCUUGUAUUGUCCACCUUAAGGACCAGCACCUCUAAGAAGUAUUUGCUACGUCCGCCUGUACACACACACACACACACACGUCGUCUCCCUGCCUCUAAACCGUUAGGGUGUUUGAUACCGCUACCUUACAACUUGUUUAGUCCUUCGGUUUAACGCAUUGAUCAGCAUUUCAGUGUGUGUUCUGUGAAACAUAGCAGAUAUUUAAAUGUUUUUAAUCCACGUGGGUUUUAUGACUUUUUCCCAACUGUUUUUAGAAACUCAAGCACCAUUUGAUUCUUUGGGGCUGUACAUCAGAAUACGGAUUUUCCAGAAGAGCCCUUGAAACUAAGUAGGACGCUUCACAAAGCAGAAGUGGAUUUCCUGGUAAUACAUUUCAUCCCAAAAUGACGACAGAAUCAAAGAAAGCUACAGCUCAGAAACUUCAGGAGAAUGAAGGGCUUCUCAUAGUGAAGAUAGAAGAGGAAGAUUUUGUCUGGAGGCAGGACACUUCCCUCCAGAGAAGCGACCCCUUUAGGCAGGAGUUCUGCCGACAGCUUUUCAGGCAGUUCUGCUACCAAGAUUCCGCUGGGCCCCGAGAGGCCCUGAGCCGGCUGCGGGAGCUCUGCCAUCAGUGGCUGCAGCCCGAGACACACAGCAAGGAGCAGAUCCUCGAGCUGCUGGUGCUGGAGCAGUUCCUGACCAUCCUGCCUGAGGAGCUGCAGGCCUGGGUGCGGGAACAUGGCCCAGAGAAUGGAGAGGACGUGGUCACUCUACUGGAAGAUUUGGAGAGAGGCGCUGAUGAAGCAGUAGUCCAGGUUCCAGUCCAUGCACACAGACAAGAGAUACUCGGGAAGAAGGUGGUGCCUCCUGGACCAGCACUGAGUGUCCAGUUGCAGCCAGUGGACCCCAAGGCCCUUCGUGGUUCUUCAGCACCCCUUCUGCUGGACGGCGAUAAUGAGAGUGAAAACAAUGGAUUCAUGCCAAAGUUGGACAUUUAUGAAAAAAUGGAAUCACAGAGGAUUCUAUCAGGAAGAAUUUCAGGAUUCAUUUCAGAAGGAACUGCUGAGCCUCAAAACAUCUGUAAGUCUGCAGCCAGGCUAAAGAAGCAAUGGGAAAAAGAAGCAGGGGGUGCUCAGAGACCAUCAUCUGCUCAGGAUGGAGGUUUUAGUAAAAUCCUUACCCACAAAAAUACACUCACAGGUAGUAUUAGCCAUGAUGGUUGUGAGAGAAGCUUAAACCUGAAUUCAAGUGAAUUGACACACCAGAAAUCUUGUAAACACAGUACCUAUGACCAAAGUUUCAAAUGGAAUCCAGAUUUUAUUAAGCAUCAAAGAAUUUAUGCUGGAGAGAAAAUUCACCAAUAUGGAACAUCUCUCAAAAGCCCAAACCUUAUUAAACAUGCAGCAAUUUUUAGUGGGGAGAAAACCCACCAGUGUAAUGAAUGUGGGAAAGCUUUCAGACACAGCUCAAAGCUUAUCAGGCAUCAGAGAAUCCACACUGGAGAGAGGCCUUAUGAAUGUAAUGAGUGUGGGAAAGGCUUUGGGGGGAGCUCAGAUCUUAUUAGACACCAGAGAAUUCACACUGGAGAAAGACCCUUUGAAUGCAAAGAAUGUGGGAGAGCAUUCAGCCUGAACUCACAUCUUAUCUUGCAUCAGAGAAUUCACACCAGAGAGAAACCCUAUGAAUGUAGUGAAUGUGGGAAAACCUUCAGAGUGAGUUCACACCUCAUUCGACACCUGAGAAUCCACACUGGAGAGAAACCUUAUGAAUGCAACGAGUGUGGGAGAGCCUUCAGUCAGAGUUCACACCUUCGUCAACACCAAAGAAUUCACAAGAGGGAAAACCUAUAUAAGUGUGAUGAAUGUGGGAGAAGAUUCACUCAAAACUCAAGCCUCAUUAGACAUAAAAGAAUCCACACUGGAGAAAGACCCUAUUCAUGUAAUGUGUGUGGCAAAAGUUUCAUCCAGAGCUCACAGCUUAUUGACCAUCAGAGACUACAUAAUCGGUUAAAACCGUAUCAGUGUGAUGAGUGUGGAAAAGCCUUUUAUUACAGUUCACACCUUGUUCAACAUCAGAGGACCCAUACUGGAGAAAAACCUUUCCAAUGCAGUGAGUGUGGGAAAGCUUUUCACUACAGCUCAGGCCUUGUCCGACACCAAAGGACCCACACAGGAGAGAAGCCGUACCAGUGUGGUGACUGUGGGAAGGCUUUCUGUCUGAGCUCACAUCUGAUUCAGCAUCAGAGAGUCCAUACCGGAGAGAAGCCGUACCAGUGCAGUGAGUGUGGGAAAAGCUUCAGCCAAAGCUCAGGCCUCUUCCAUCACCAGAGAAUCCACAGUGGGGAGAAACCCUAUGAGUGUGACGAGUGUGGGAAGGCCUUCAGUCACAGCUCGGCUCUGGUGGGACACCUGCGCAUCCACAGCGGAGAGAGGCCUUAUGAGUGCGAUGUGUGCGGGAAAGCUUUUAGUUACAGCUCACAUCUUCUGGGACACCGACGAAUCCACACUGGAGAGAAACCCUAUGAGUGUGACGUUUGUGGGAAAGCUUUCCGGCGCAGCUCACACCUCAUUGUACAUCAGCGAGUCCACGCUGGAGAGAAGCCCUGGUGAUUGUUGGUACCAACCAACAAUUCCGCAGAAGGCCAGAAAGGCACAACCAGCAGAGGACGCCACUGUGACAGUGACGUGGGGAAUUCUGUGAUCACCACUGCACUUUGCACGGUCAUUAGAAAAGACUUCUGGAGGCUGAGAUAGGUUAUCACCUGACAGCUUAUCAAACAAGAACAUCCUUCCACAUCUCAAACGUCCUUCUCUGAAGCAGCGGCUCGGGAAGCCUCAGUGAUCCACGAGAUAUGUACUCCACGGACGUAGAGAUGGCAGCGGUCGUAGAGACAGCUGUGUUCCUCUCCCUUCCCUUCUUCCCCCUAUUUUCUUGGGAGUUAGAGUAAUGAUCUUGCGUGAAGUGUGAAUUUAGAGUUAACAUCUCAUCUGCAUUUUAAAAAUCCUGAAUUUUAGGUCAGCUUGAUAAAAAGACAGCAGCCUAUCAAUGAUCUACACUGAAAACAUUGUGGACACAAAACCCCCUCUGUAAUCUGGGAUGAACGACUCGUGUAGGUGGGAAAGUUCAGUGGGACAAGAGGAUGGAUGAUGCACGUUCCAGUGUGACCUUUCACGUCUUCCACCAGAGGUGCCAAACAGGCCAGUGGGAUUUGGGAAAAAUAAUGUGUAUUUUUCCCACAUGGUAUUUUUUCUCA
Lutra lutra (Eurasian river otter) is the source of this 3635-nucleotide messenger RNA. It is a transcript of the gene ZNF165, whose product is annotated as zinc finger protein 165. Bases 787 to 2991 code for a protein of 734 amino acids. Lineage: Eukaryota; Metazoa; Chordata; Mammalia; Carnivora; Mustelidae. Gene Ontology annotation, biological process: negative regulation of transcription by RNA polymerase II. The transcript is spliced from 5 exons. The record is from RefSeq and is a predicted model, not a curated record. Gene Ontology annotation, molecular function: RNA polymerase II cis-regulatory region sequence-specific DNA binding; DNA-binding transcription repressor activity, RNA polymerase II-specific.